This is a messenger RNA of Rhizopus microsporus ATCC 52813, 735 nucleotides long. RefSeq lists its product as uncharacterized. The record is from RefSeq and is a predicted model, not a curated record. The transcript has 2 exons. The coding region runs from base 211 to 468 and encodes 85 amino acids. NCBI's taxonomy places the organism in Eukaryota, Fungi, Mucoromycota, Mucoromycetes, Mucorales, Rhizopodaceae.
CGACAUCAUAGGUAAUGGGUAGAGCAUCCAAGUUCAUCACCCAUCCUCAGUUUCCAUAUUGUUUACAAACAUUCAGCGAUCGCUUUCCCAAGGAUGUAAUUCUUGCAACAUAUGAUAGUAUUCAAGUAGAAUAAGGACAACCUGCUUCCCAUCCCUGCUUUUGCCAACUUCUUUACAUCUGGAGAAAGAAGCAUUCUGACAAUCUGUACUAUGAACGAUCCGAUGGCCAUUCAACUAUACCAAACAGCAAUGAAAAGCGUUGUUGACAGUGAAACGUACGAGAAAUCAAGUAAGAGCAAGUUAUCUGCAUUUCGAUCCAUCUGUGGUAUCCUGGAGAAUCAAUUUGUGAAGGUCACAAGCUGUAUACUAACCGAUCCAAAGUGUGCUGCUAAGUAUGCCAAGAAUGGCCAGGCGUAUUGCGCUCAUCUGAAAAGAAAAUACGAGGAUAUCGCUACUGACGACAGUUAACUCUAGGAAAAACAUUUUGACAUUAACAGAACCUACCUUUUUGCAAUCUCAUCUAACGAUUUAUAUUUCUGCGGUAGUGUGACGCCGUUGGAAGGUCCAGAAGAGGCUGAGAUAACCGUGUUAAAUCGAUUGUCCUCCAGAACCGAUGAUUGAGAGCUCAUGGAAAAGUUCAAGAAAGGCAACCCUGGCCGAAUGAAUUGGCUGAUGUGCUUUGAUACUGGAAGAGCUCGUGACCACUUCGCAAAGUAUUUCAACUACAACAGCCUG